Molecule: messenger RNA, 1848 nt
Organism: Coprinopsis cinerea okayama7#130
Lineage: Eukaryota; Fungi; Basidiomycota; Agaricomycetes; Agaricales; Psathyrellaceae
Product: mating-type protein beta
Exons: 5
Coding region: 1-1848 (615 amino acids)
Biological process (GO): regulation of DNA-templated transcription
Molecular function (GO): DNA binding
Source: RefSeq, a predicted model, not a curated record
AUGCCUCUAUCCCGUGUCGCUGGGGACAGCGUCGACGCGACCCUUAACCAGACCUUGAACUGCCUUCCCAACGACCUCUUGGCCUCUCUUCGCGGCGAUGCUGCCUCCAAGUCUACUCUUGCUAGCGCCAUCUCCAAAGUCGACGCCCUCAUCCAAUCCUGCCAACAGCUCGGCGAAGGAACCCGCGACCUGAUAUCAUCCUACGCUAGCCUCGUCGCAUUUCUACCUUCUGGAAUACGUCAAGCAGAGGCAGAAAGCAGCGCUGUCCUCGACGAUUUCUCUAACGAUGUGGCCGGCUUAUUCGAUGGCCUGGCCCUUGAAACCGAUGCAUCUCCUAAAGAACCGGCAGAACCUGCCUACAUCGAACCAUCGUGCAGAUGGCUCAAAGACAACUGGUACAACCCCUACCCGAGUCCACAAGUCCGUUCAUCUAUCGCCAAGCAGACUGGCGCCUCUCGCAAGGAUAUCGAUGCUUGGUUCAUCGACGCUCGGAAGCGGAUCGGUUGGAACGAGCUUCGACGAAGGUGUUUCGACAACAAGCGCGCGAAUAUUGUCGAAGCUGCCACUCGCUUCCACCAAGGGAAAUCCCUCGAAGAUCUCCCUUGCAUUGCACAGUACGGACCGACUAUUGAAAACGAUCUUGCCUCUAUUACUUCCCAGGCUUCGGCGUGGUACGAUGGACGCUAUGCACAGAGCAAGCUUGCCGACAAGUUGGACCCUGUCGUCAAGGACAUGACUCCGGCACUGAAGGAAAAGAUCAAACGCGAUGCAGAUGAACGUAGACGAGAAGAAAGGCAAAAGAAAAAGCGCAAACGCAACCCUUACCCGUCUCCUGAAUGCUCUCCAGCCAGCUCAUCCGGUGCUGCCUUGUCUCCUGUUGUGCCGGUCAUAGACUUGACUGGUGAAUCCCAAUGCUCUCGACCUAACCUCAAACGUCGAGCCUCCAGUUGCUCCGUUGAAGAAUAUUCUUGUCGAAAACGUCCUCGGGGUGAUUCAUCUCACCAUGACCAGUCGAAGUCGAACCCUGAAACAUGCCUGCCUUCGCCAGCUACUUCUGCACAGGAAGAUUUGUCAGAAGCUAAAGCAGCUUCGAUCCCAACUCUUCAAUUGGACGACUCCACUUUGGAACCCAUCCCCGCUUCUGGGAGCAACAAACGCAAACGCUGUUUGUCUGACGGCUUUCAAUAUCCUACGGCAAAGCGACACCAAGUCCGUCCUCAGGUCGUAUCCGAUCCCUUUCCUUUGGUCACGUCGCAGGAAUGGGACGAUUGGCUUCUCCAGCACAUGUCAGAAGACCUCACACUUCCCGGAACUAUUCCGCCUCCAGUUUCGGUUGAAGCUCCAGAUUCGAAUACCCCAUUGGACAUCCAAAUAUUCAACUUCCCUCCGGUCCCUGAUUUGCCAGCGCCAGGAAGCAGUGACUCAGUGGCCGAAGCUAUCCCUUCUUUCCCAUUAAGCGCGGCACCGCCAGCGUGCAAUGGAGUCCCGUUGCAAAAUGUUCUCGAAUGGCAGACCUGCGCUUACGCUCAGCCCGUUAACACUUAUAAUCCUGUUCUGCAAUUUGACCUUCCCCCAUCGACAGACAUCCAGCCUUCUUCAGCAACCAUCCCCCCGAUGCUUUCUUCAAGUUCCUUCGAUCCAGACACAUUCGCAACUGAUCCACAAUUCUUUGACCUAUUCUCAGUCCCCAUUUCCGCAGCAUCAUUCGACCUCCCAGCCUUUACCCCACAAGAAGACACCGACCCCGAAACGCCUUUGACAGAGGCUGAGAAGGAAGCAAAGAAACGAGAACUUGAAGAACUUGAAGCUAAGGUCCAGGCUAUCCGCGCACAAAUUGCUCGUUCUUGA